GUGAUGACGGGCGCCGCCACCUGCUUCUACGCCUUCAUCGGCUUCGACAUCAUCGCGACGACGGGCGAGGAAGCCGUCAACGCCCGCCGCUCCAUCCCCUACUCCAUCGUCAUCUCGCUGGUCAUCAUCCUCAUCGCCUACGUCACCUCGUCAGCCAUCAUCACGCUCAUGGUGCCCUACACGGAGAUCGACGAGGACGCCGCUCUGGUCGAGGUGUUCGGGAAGGUGGGCGCCUACAAGUGCAAGAACUUCGUGGCCAUCGGGGCGCUGGCCGGCCUCACCGUGUCCAUGUUCGGCUCCAUGUUCUCGCUGCCCCGCAUCGUCUACGCCAUGGCCAAGGAUGGCCUUAUCUUCAAGAGCCUGGCCAACGUGUGGCCCGUGACGGGGACGCCUGCCGUGGCCACCAUCGUCUUCGGCCUCGGCGCCGCCUUCGCUGCCAUGUUCAUCUCCCUCACCGUCCUGGUCGAGAUGAUGUCCAUCGGUACGCUGCUGGCCUACACGCUGGUGUCGACCUGCGUGCUGAUCCUGCGCUACCAGCCGCACUCGACCACGCUGCUGGAGAUGCUGCCUGAGAGUAUCCGCACGCCCAUCAGCGGCACGCCCCUGCCCGGCACGCCCACCAAGUCGCUCAGCCAGGCAGACAUGACGGCCGCGCUCGGGGGGCGACAGAGCAACCUACAGGCGGUGUCUCCAACGCACCUGACGGCGGCGCUGCAGCAGAACGGGGGCGGCAGGAUCACGCCCUCCGGCCUGCCCUCGACCAGAAGAUCACGUCUAGAAAUAAGGGUGAAGGUUAUGGAGACGACGGUGAAACGCGUGAUGCGGUCGUCCCCCGAUUCGGACGACACAGGCAACACGGAGGAGAACAGCGCCGAGUCGUCCCGCCGCGAGGACGACUACAUGGUGAGCGACAAGUGCGAGAACAAGUACUACGGCGCCGUGCCCACGUCCGCCGGCCAGGCCAAGUGGUACGACAGGUACGUGGAGAUGGUGCAGGUGAUGUUCCCGUCGCUGUUCCCGUGGGUGGAGGAGGGGCCCUGCACGGAGGAGACGGGCCGCCAGGUCAUGAAGCUCGUCGGACUCCUGUACCUGAACGUCCUCAUCCUCGACUCCAUCCUCGUGCGCGACCUGAGCCAGCUCGAGGGCCACUCUCCCGUCACGUCCUUCUUCUGCAUCAUCUUCUUCCUCAGCAUCAUCUACAUCCUGCUGCGCAUCUCCCGGAAGCCACAAAACAGGUGGGCUGAAGCAGGGCUCACGUGGGGCCUCAGAGCCACCUGGAAGGCCACGGAUAUUUAUACGAUUCAAGCUGCCCACCUGACUCUGAUCCGGUUCGUUCUCUGGAUGACCAUUGGCUUCAUCAUCUACUUCUACUACGGCAUCAAGAAGAGCACGGUGGGCACGGGCGAGGACGCGGACAUCGAGGUGCACGUGCUGCCCAGCCAGAUCCGCCCCCCGGCGCCCGCCGCCCCCGACGCCCUCUCGCCCUCGGCCUCGCAGGCGGCCCCGACGGAGAACUUCGUCUCUCCCGGCAGCCAGGGCGGCGCAUACCAGCAGCCGCCGCAGCCGGAGGCGCAGCAGGACUCGCUGGCGCCCGGCGCCAUGAAGCAAGUGUACAUCUCGCCCAACCCCAACAACCCCUUCCGCUAGGGCGUCCGCGGAGGCCCGGCCCGUGCGGGGAGCGAGGCGACGCGGCCGCAGCUCUGCCGAAGAGGGCAGCGGAAAGGCCCUCGGAGCCAGAGAAGGUCCCGCUUGCGCCGCAGGCAAGGGCCUCUCUGGCCCCCGAGGGAAAAGCAGUGCCUUCGCGCCGCCGCGAGCGACGAGGGCUUCGGCGGCGGGGCAGGACUCCGGCGCCUCGGCCCCGCUGGCUCGGCCGAGGGGCCCGGCGCCGGCGGGGAGGCUCUCGCUUGGUCUUCGUUUCAUCAAAAUUAAUUGGAGAUACAGAUGAUGAGGAUCAUAAUGAUUAAUAAUGAUAAUGAUAAUAGUAAUAGUAAUAAUAAUAAUGAUAACGAUGAUAAUAAUAAUGAUAAUGAAAAGAAAGGCAAAAAAAUGUUAGUGAGCCGUUUGAUGUAAACCGAUUUUUUUUUCAACUCAAUCUGAUUUCACUGAGCGGGAGAUCUGACUUCGCCCCCCCCCCCCACCGCCCACAGGAAAGGGCCUUGCUCCCCGCAAGGACACCCCCCCCCAUGUUGCAUCGCCCUCGCCAGGAGGGCUGCACGCUGCACACCUGCCAUGUUGCAAGAGUCUCCUUCUGAAGUGCAUCGGUAUUAUUGGUAUAUUGAAGGCAUUGCGUUGAAGUUCCAGCCGUUGACUUCUGCAAGGUGCACAGUUCUUUUUAUAACUUAGAGAUCGCAGCACAGUGUGGCUGCCGUUGUUCUAGAGAUUAUUUUGCAGGAUUUAACAUGGAAGGAAUUCUUUCUUUUAUAGCUUGUCGAUUCUUAAGAUGUCCGUAACUGUGCUCAUGUACUCUGCA
This is a messenger RNA of Penaeus monodon (black tiger shrimp), 2470 nucleotides long. Its product is annotated as cationic amino acid transporter 2-like. Gene Ontology annotation, biological process: transmembrane transport; amino acid transport. Gene Ontology annotation, cellular component: plasma membrane. NCBI's taxonomy places the organism in Eukaryota, Metazoa, Arthropoda, Malacostraca, Decapoda, Penaeidae. Gene Ontology annotation, molecular function: amino acid transmembrane transporter activity. The record is from RefSeq and is a predicted model, not a curated record.